GGGUAUGACUAUCACUUCUGGCAAUGUUGUAAUACAAAAAGACAACAGUAACCUUAUAGGUAUAAGUAUUGGAGGUGGAGCGCCAUUGUGUCCUUGUUUAUAUAUUGUACAAAUUUUUGAUAAUACACCUGCUGCAGUAGAUGGUACUUUACAAGCAGGAGAUGAACUUGUAGCUGUAAAUGGAAUGUCAGUUAGAGGAAAAACAAAAGUGGAAGUUGCAAAAAUGAUACAGUCUUGUGAUUCUCAAGUCAGUAUUAAUUAUAAUAAGUUACAUGCUGAUCCUAAACAAGGUCGCACUCUUGACAUAGCUUUAAAAAAGGUUAAACAUAGAUUAGUUGAAGGAAUGGGAAGUGCAACAGCAGAUGCACUUGGACUAUCUCGUGCUAUUCUUUGUAAUGAUGCACUUGUACAACGAUUAAUGGCAUUACAGCGCACAGAAAAUUUGUAUAGGGGUUUAGUUUCCCACGCUAAAUCUACCUUGCAUGCUUUUUUUGAUUUAAUCCAAAUAUAUAAAGUAUUUGGAGAUGCCUUUGCUGCAAUAGGAGUUAGAGAACCACAACCGCGGGCUAGUGAAGCUUUCAGGCAAUUUGGUGAACAACACAGACAAAUGGAAAAAUUUGGAAUAACAAUUUUAAAAACUUUAAAACCUAUAUUAAAUGAUUUAGGCACAUAUCUUCACAAAGCUAUUCCUGAUACUCGAUUAACUAUUAGUAAAUAUGCUGAUGCAAAAUUUGAAUAUCUUUCUUAUUGUUUAAAAGUGAAAGAAUUAGAUGAUGAAGAACAAAGUUGUGCAGCGCUACAAGAACCUCUUUAUCGAGUAGAAACAGGCAAUUAUGAAUAUCGAUUAGUGCUGAGGUGUCGCCAAGAAGCUCGUGCAAAGUUUGCUAAACUUAGAUCAGAUGUACUUGUAAAACUUGAAUUAUUAGACAAUAAACAUGUUCAAGAUGUUGUGUGGCAAUUGCAAAAAUUUGCUGCUGGGUUAGCAAAGUAUUAUUCCAAUACACGAGACUUAUUAUCUACUGUAACAUUAUUUCCUGUUGAAGUUGAUUUAUCACAUUCUGCAUUUCAAUACAAAUCUACUGGACCUCAAGUGAUAACCGAUGGAGAAGAUGAUGAAUUUGAACCUGAAGAAAAAGUAAAUACAAAUGAAGAUUUACUCAUAGAUACACAAAACUUCCCACUUAUAACAUCAGAAUUUAAUGAUAUGUAG
Habropoda laboriosa is the source of this 1210-nucleotide messenger RNA. RefSeq names its product PRKCA-binding protein (gene PICK1). The record is from RefSeq and is a predicted model, not a curated record. Gene Ontology annotation, molecular function: protein kinase C binding; phospholipid binding; protein domain specific binding. Gene Ontology annotation, biological process: dendritic spine maintenance; intracellular protein transport; receptor clustering. The coding region runs from base 5 to 1210 and encodes 401 amino acids. The transcript is spliced from 3 exons. Gene Ontology annotation, cellular component: postsynaptic density; trans-Golgi network membrane; postsynaptic early endosome. Lineage: Eukaryota; Metazoa; Arthropoda; Insecta; Hymenoptera; Apidae.